Molecule: messenger RNA, 592 nt
Organism: Tupaia belangeri chinensis (Chinese tree shrew)
Lineage: Eukaryota; Metazoa; Chordata; Mammalia; Scandentia; Tupaiidae
Product: translationally-controlled tumor protein
Exons: 1
Coding region: 20-529 (169 amino acids)
Cellular component (GO): cytoplasm
Molecular function (GO): calcium ion binding
Source: RefSeq, a predicted model, not a curated record
UCUCCCUCUAGCAGCCACCAUGAUUAUCUACUGGGACCUCAUCAGCCACGAUGAGAUGUUCUCCAACAUUUACAAGAUCCAGGAGAUGGCGGACGGGCUGUGCCUAGGGGAGGAGGGGAAGAUGGUCAGUAGGACAGAGGGUAACAUUGAUGACUCGCUCAUUGGUGGAAAUGCCUCCGCUGAAGGCCCUGAGGGCGAAGGUACCAAAAGCACAGUAGUCACUGGUGUCAUGAACCAUCAUGUGCAGGAAAUCAACUUCACAAAAGAAGCCUACAAGAAGUACAUCAAAGAUUACAUGAAAUCAAUCAAAGGCAAACUUGAAGAACAGAGAGUAGAAAGAGUAAAACCAUUUAUGACAGGGGCUGCAGAACAAAUCAAACAUAUUCUUGCUAAUUUCAAAAACUACCAGUUCUUUAUUGGUGAAAACAUGAAUCCAGAUGGCAUGGUUGCUCUACUGGACUACUGUGAGGGUGGUGUGACCCCAUAUAUGAUUUUCUUUAAGGAUGGUUUAGAAAUGGAAAAAUGUUAACAAAUUUGGCAAUUACUUUGGAUCUAUCACCUGUCAUCAUAACUGAUUGCUGCUUGUCAUCCA